CUUCAAGCAGAAGCACACACACAAAAACAAGGUCAGCAACUUGUUACUCUCAUUGUUGUGAUAUUUGUGAGGUGGCGGCGAGCGUUAUGAGGCGUCCACGCAGCACGUGUUAAAGAGUGAAAAAAUAAAACUAAUGUGUCUUAUUUCAGCAUGAUCUUUUCUGGCUGUGGACUCUUCUGAGGGUGGGGGGGUCAGAGCAGAACGGGCUCCUUCAAAUGUGUUUAUGGAGUCGAGUUUGUUCACUGCUACAACACAGGAACUUUCUUCUCAGCGCUGACACUGUGUCGGCUUAUUUUUAGAGACAGUAAGAAGGAGACUUUCACAGGGUGAACUUGUUAAAGUCUGUUUGCCGCAGCUCACAGUCAUGUAAUGACUUUCCUCCUCUUGCUUCAAUGCUACUUUUCCACUGUGUCCAAUGUGAUGCCGUAUAAGGAGAGCCGAGUUCACUCUUGAUGAGUAAGAACAGCAGAAUUUACGUUCAUUAUUACCUCGACAGGGACGCUGAUGCAUUUCUGGAGCACUAACGUUACGCUGUUACUAACUCGAUGAAGGUGUGAAUGCUGUGUGGUCAUACUGCUGUGAUUUUGGCUGAAACUGACAGAUUUUCAUGCUGCCAUUUUAACACCCUGCAUGCACAUGACUUGAAGGUAGAAGUUUCCUUGCUUGCCCUUGACAUGUACACACUUCAUUUGGAAAUAUCUUAUUCAACAUUAAAUUUAAACUACAUGUGAAAAGUUGAAUUUCUUAGAUUCCUGAAAUUGUGGUGUAGGUGUUUGCUCAGAGGCGAUAAAGCUCUUUUUUCUCUAAUUUAGACUGAAGAGGUGAAGGUUUGAUACCUGCAUCUGAUGCAUGUGAGCACCUGAGUGCUUUUCAGCAAACUGCUAGGUGGCCAUGUUCCCCUGUUUGGUGUUUACACAGAUUCAAAUGUGUACUUAAAACCAAAAGUUUACAACAGAGCGUUUGUUUGUUCUUAAACAACCUUUUUCCUCUAAUGUGAGUUAUAUCUGUACAUGAAUUAUACUUUAACGAUUCAAAAGUAUUUAAUCAUUUAAUGAUUCGCUUUUUAAACUUUCAGAGUGGAACAUUUCAUAUUAUCCUGUGUCAAAUUGUUAAAUUUCAUUUAUUGUGCAACCACCUCAAACAGAAAAAAUAAACCUUUCCUCCUCCAGUUUAAGCAGUUUCUACUAAACAGUCAGUAAAACUUGAUUUACGGGAUAUAAAACUAUUUUAAAAACCUGGUGUAUGCUGCAUAUUCUUGUGUCUUAACGUAAGACUGCAGGGGCGGGCAAAGGCGCUAUAUGUGUCUGUACAUUAUUUGUGUCCGUAAUUAAAUAAAAAUACAGAAGUGUGUGCAACAUAUCCUGUAAGUGUUUUUUCAAACCGUCUUAAUUCAGCCUUUGUUAGCAAAACUCCUUAUAAGCUAAUAUUUCCAGGUGAAUUUGUUUCCAAAGUAGCCAAAAUAGUUUCAGAUAUUAACACGCCAAAACUUUGACCUGAAUUACUUGCUAUUCAAAAUUGCAGAUGAGUGUUAAGUGUAGUAAUUUAAAUGUCUUUAUUCAAGAAACUCAUAAAGUAUUUUUUUUAUUUCAUUGGCAGUUGGUUGAAGUUUACAGACGCAUCCAGACCUGAGCUGCAAAUUCAGAGUCUACAUAGUUAUUAUUUUUUUUUUAAAAUAACAAUAAAUGAUUAAUUACUUAUAAAAAAUAAACUUAGAUGUGGAGACCUGGUGCAUUAAUUGAGGAUAUCUUUAUGAUCCCUAAGGGGCAAUUUGCUUCACAGCCAGCAGUACCACACAAACAAUUCUCUCAUAAAAGAAUAAAAUUGAAGUUCAGACACAUACUGUAGAAAAUGCCUCUGGCUGAGUGUCUCUGCUGUAUACAACUCCUUUAUCCAGUUGGUUUGCUUUGAAACAGACUCUGAACUUAAAACACUGUCCCAGCUGCUCAAUAUACGAGACCAAACGUGGUUAAAUCAUUCUUAACAGAAAAUUAAUUGAGCACGCGCUUCACAAAUCCUGAUUUACAUCCCUAGUCCAAAAUUAUGAUGGAUAACUGAUGAGUGAAAAUUUACACCAUCUGCACUGGGCUGUGUUGUUUCUGUGUUUUUACCUUUUUUCAGCUUGUAAGCUUGUUAACAAGAUGGACAGUGAUAUGAAAGUAAAGUUCUGUGUUUUCCCCGGAGGAUGUGUUUUGUUUUUGCUAACAAGAGGGAGGGCUUCAUGUCAUGUCUGUUGUCACCACAAUCCUGCUGGAACACAGCAGGACAGCUGCUUCAUUCACCCUUCAGACAUAAAGGGUUUAAGAUUCAAUUCAUCUGUGGUUCAUCUGCGGUGCAUCUGCGUGACUUCACCAUCACGGAGUUUCUCGAAAAAGAUAAUUGGUUACGGCUUGAACAUGAUGAGUGUUUUUGAACCUCUGAGGUACCACAAAGUGUCUUAGAAUAGAUAGCAGACUACGAUUCAGUCUGCUGAGUGUUUCUUUCUGUGUGUUUGCUGUCACAUAACAUCUCAGAAUAGAUAAUUGAUUGUGCUUCUACUAUGUUAAGUGCUUUUAUAUCGCUUUCCUUCAGAUUGAAAGAGGAAGAUCAAACAGCACAUUCAGUUUUAUGUGUUACAGGAAGAAGUUUUCUUCAGUUUUGACUUUUUAUUUGUGGACAGCACAGUUAGCAAGAAACCAACACUUUACAAUCCAAGUCAUUUGGACUCACGACAGUUUCACCACCCAUGGAAGGAAUGGGAGUCGAAACCUGAUUCUCUCAGGAAUCUCGUUCUUCAUUUUCAAAACCUAAGGGUCGACAGGGUUUGAGCGUCUGUGAAGCGUUUGAGUGUUUGUUGGUCCUGUGAAGAAACACUGACUAUCUCAGGUCACCUAAAUCAAACCAAUAUGCACAAAUGGUUAAGAUAUCUCGGUGAAGAGAUGGCUACAUUUUACCAAAAAAGGCAGUGAAAUUUUAACCAAAAUCACAUUUCCUGUGUCAUUUUUUAAGGACUAUUCUUCUGCUUCUCCAAAAGCUCAUUAACAAUUCCCCUCUGAGUCAUGGACGGAGACGGAGCUGCUCUACAUACUCCUCUUCAUGCUAGCUUGCAGCCUAACAUUGCUGGUGUAGUAGAAGUGGCAGGUACCUUAGGUGCUAUUCAGCUCUCGAACACUAAUGUCUUCAGGGGCAUGAUGAAAGCUAAUAUCAUAAUUAGCUUUAUUACGAGCAUUGCAAUCCACUAACGCACAAGCUUGUUCCGCAAUUGUCCUCUCUAUUUCUCCAAGUUUGGCCUGCAUAGCAGGUCUCCGGGGGCAGAGCUUGGAGUUGUGACAUCGGAAAUCUCACUGUGUCUGAACCUGCCUUUUGGCUCUGUCAGAGAUUCACAGCAUUUGGAAUGCAGAAGUACUCAGAGCUGCAAUUUUGCGCUAAAUUUUCUCAUGAUACGUCCUGUUCUCAUUCAUCCAGGUCAUGGUUUUCUUGAAGACUCCAAAAACAGGCAACUGAACUGUGUGACUGUGUACACAGUCCAGUUGCCUGUUUUUGGAGUCUUCAAGAAAAUAUAUGUCCUGUAGCAUCAGAAAAAUGCUAUAUGAACAUCUAGACAACAAGAAAAAAACAUGAUUUUCAUUGGAGUGGGUCUUUAAUUGCAAGAGGACAGGACACAUCAGUAUAAAACUAAAACUGAGGGCAGUAUUUUCUAUGUAGCUGGUCACUCAUCCUCCUUCACUUCACACCAGGCGCUGUAAGCGAGCCCAAACUUUGUGUCAAGUUCCAUCAGUUACACACAUCUUAACUUGAACUCUGUGUCGACAGCGGCAGGAUUAAAGCUAGUUAGCUAACCAAACACAGUAAUUAAAUAAUACUAUGAUGUGUUGGUUGGGUCAGUAAAAAGUCUACCAGGUGUCACUUUACUGUUCAAACGAUUCCCCCCUCAAAUGAACUAUUUUACCUGGUGGUUGCAUGCAUGCCAUACAUGUCAUUGUGCUAGCAUAAACAGUAAAUGCACUCAGCUAACCAGCAUUUCUGCGCCUGCCUGGUUAAAUUUGGUGCCAUGACAUCUGCUUAUUUGUGCACCUGCCAAAUCUCUAAAUGAAUAUCUAUGCCUUACACUGCAACUUCUUCUUUCUCUUCAUUUCUGUCUGUUUUCUAGGAAGCAUCAUUUCACUCACCACUGGCUUCUACCUCAGACUCUCAGUGGCUGCACUUUUCUCCACUAAUUUUCGGUUAUUUUCCUUUUUUUCAUUAUGACUAGUUUGGCAGUUUUGCAUCUGUCAUCAAAGCCGCCAUUUCCUCUCAGGCUUUUUCACAAGAAGAGGCUGAUUUUUCACUCUUCCUGCUAAAAUUUCAAAGGACGUUUUAUGUGAAAUUGCUAACACCAAAGAGACUUUCUGGGUUCAAAUUUUCCUCCCUUUUCUAUUGAGGUUUUUGGACUCAUUACACCAAUUUGUCGUUUUUUCCGUUUGUUUUUCUACCUCUGCCUGGCUUUUCCUCUUCCUGACUGUCAGAUACACAUUUAUUUGACCUUAUAACACAGGCACAAAUUGAAAAGAACACUUUUACUGGUUUUUCACUAAAUUUACUCUCCCUGUCUGGGAGAAAGUUUGAGGCAACUGGGACACCAAACUAAAUUUCUCUUGGCUGUCUGAGUCGUUUUCUUCACUGCCACAAAAUGUGGUCUACCUUUUUGGUGACUGAUGAGGAGGGCCGCACGGUGAGUCCUGCGGCCACAGGAACUGUGGGAGCACCCGUACCUAUACCACCACCCCAGGGUCCGGUGGCCCUGUCAAGCCUGAUGUCAGGACGCAGUACCUUUGGAGGGAACAAGCGCCGCAGGACAACAUCAACAGGACACGCCAUGAGUGAGGCACAGGAAGGAAAGGUAGCAGGUUUUCAUAUUGUUGGUACAUGAUUGCCAACUGUUGACUGAUGUCAUGUUGAUGCCAGAUGUUGCUGUGAUGGCUCUGGAUGCAGUGGCGCUGUCUUGCCUAUAUUUAAUGUUGCAGUGACGUGGGACAGGUCCCGUUGUAGGUACCAGAUGUGUUCAGGCUGCCAGAUCAGCUCAGGCCCCAGCGCCCGUUGAAGACGUCAAACCAUGGCAAGUCCACUCGGGCAAACUACACUGCGCUCCAUUAAGUCAAAGGUUCUCAGUUAAAAGCCCCUGGUGGUUUUUUUUUUACCAUUUGUUCGUUCAAUUGACCUCGAAGUUUUCCCUCCAUAUAAUACAGAGAAUUACAACUUACUGUACUGUCAUUUUUAGAUGGCUUUAAUUGUAUAUGUUAACUUUUCUAAAGGACAAAGAAAAAAUAAUGUACGCAGGAUCUCAGUUUAUCCAUAGAUAGUUUUGCUUUUAUUCCACAUUUCCUUUGGCAACCUAAAAGAGGUGGUAGUCCGGCUGCUGUAAAUCCCCUUUAAUAAGUAGCAAUGGAUUGCUUUGUAUAAUUCGUGCAUGUUUUCUCCGAAGAACUACAAUCCGGUCAAACCGAAUCCAAUGAACACCGCUUCUGUAAUGUCCGUACCAACCACAAUCUUCUACGUUAUCCGAACCAACUUCCAGCCAAUCAUAUAGCGUGAUGUUAUCAAUAGGCACCAGGCCCUGACCUGAUCUGGCAGCUUGAACACGCCUGGUACCUACACUGUCAGUCAGUUGUUGGGCAGCUGUGGCUCAGUGGUAGAGUCAGGAGUUCAAUUCCAGAUCCAGCAGUCCACAUGCCAAAGUGUUCUUGGGUAAGGCACUUGGCUCCAGGUCACUCCUUGCUGACUGCUCAUAAUGAUUGGUUAAUUAGUUAACACUGAUGGUACUUUAAAUAGCAGCUUCUGCCAUCAGUGUGUGUGAAUGUGGAGUAAAUGGGUGAAUGUGACAUGUAAUGCCAAAUGCGAUGAGUGGUCAGAAGACUAGAGAAAGCAAAUAUAGUCCACAAACGCAGUCCGUCCAUCUGAUCAGGGUGGUGGUUAAAAUUUUCACAUGAGGUGACAUCAUUGUGCUUGAAUUACAGAAGUUCAUACCAUUCAGCCAAAGAGGAGGGGGCUCCAGACAAAUGUCAUGCCCAGUAUGUGGGAGGACCAAUAUAGGUUCUCUGCAGGAGGUGAAACAGUGGACCAGAUAUUUACUCUGGCGUGGUUCCUGGAACGUAUGGGGAGUAUGAAGUAUCACCAUUUACCCAAAGUGAGAGAUGUAUCAUGUAUACACCUAGUACAGAGUCAAAGUUUGGGGUUGGUAUUGGGCCUUAAGGGGGUUGUUUGUACCUCGUUACAGUACAGAGGAUUGUCCGGUUUUGGGACCUUGGAGUAGCAUAUCUGAUUUUGGCUGAAUUGCCUCUCUAGGUCUAACUAAUCUGUCACAGUGAUGACUCAGUUUGCAACCAGUGCAGCCAAUGAAAGCCAGCACCUCCAAGUCAGAGGCCAUGCAUCCUUCAUAGUAAAUAGAGUAUUGCUUCCUCUAUGUUGGGUUUUCAGCCAGGACGAUCAAAGUAUCUUACCCUGGCUCACAGGUAAACUCUUAAUUAUUGUUCUGUAAGCAACGAUGCAGACAAUAUUUUAAACUUACCUGUUUAUCUGCAUCCCAACCUUGACCUUUGGCACAUCUAGCUGGAAGAAGACCUAAAACUUGAUGGUCAAAUGAUACAUCUUAAAUGGUCUGUGAAUGCCUCAGGGUUCCCAAAGGAGAACUACAACAUACUGCUGGGAAGACUAUCCGGACUAACUAGCUGUAAGUGUGAUCUAACCUCAGAGGAGAGAAAAGAAGAAAUGGAAAGGGUCAUGUGCAGCUCUUGGACAUUUUUAAGUAAGAUAUUUUAUGCUGUAGUGAUAUAGUUGUAAACCUCACCUGCUUAGAUGGCAGGCUUUUGCUUUUCAUGACUCACCAACAUGCAACUGCACUUGAACAAAUUGUUUACGAGACCUUCACGACAAAUCUCAAUCCCUCACUCCAAAUUCCUGCCUAAAAACAAGUCUCUGGAGAGCCUUUCAGAGAAGUCAGGACCAGACAAAAGGUCCUUGCUUUCAAAAAGCAUUCUCACUUUGAACAUCUCCACACAAAGGUUGAAGCACAACAGCCCACCCACGGAUCUCAAGAGCUCUUUGGAGAGUCGAUAUGUUAUCCGUUGAAGACAUUACAAAAAGGCAGAGAUUGUUCUUACCCUUUGGCGCUGUUAUGUCCACUAACCAUCACUACACAUCUUUUUUCUUGGCAUCUCUUAACUAUCAGGUUCUUGUGGUAUAGUUGAGAUGGUGUGUUACAUAACACUUUAUGGACUCCAUCUGAUGCACAAGACCAACAAUCUUAGGCCUUGUUUUUGGUUGCAACAAUGCUUUUCAUUGUAAUAGUAUGGAUAUGACUAUGAAAUGACAUGUACUUAAGCAGUGGUAUUUACGUUGCAGGUUAAAGGUUAAGUGCAGCCAGACAAAAUCUUUACAUACAUCGAAAUGCACAUAGCAAUGUAAUGUACUAUCAGCUUAAUAACAGUAUUUAUUUCUAUGUGAAUGUAGAAUUGCUUCUACCAGAUCUGCACAAGCCUCGGUGACUUGAUAUUACCCAACUUGGAUUUGACUUAAACUGAAAGUACAAGAAGGAAGCCUGCCAAAAAAGGAUUCCCUACACUUCAGUAAUGAAAAUAAAACACAUUAAAGUGCCUGUAAGGAACUACGGUUUUGGAAAUAUCAGGCAUCAAAAAGAUGUCCAUUAUGGUCUUGUUUACUUUUUCAGCUGACAAAGAGGUACUAGACAUAAUUCCUGUCCGUUUCAACACCAGGUGAAACCCCUCACAGGAGCUUUAAGUCACUUUAGACUCUGAAUUGUUUUGUACUGUGUUCUAUCACCAGAUCAAGUUGGCAUUCUUUGUUGCCAUCGUUGGCGUAGUCCUGACCGUCCUCGGAGUUGGGACAGAGUUUUGGGUGGAGCUUUCACCUCCUAAGAGUUUCUAUAACAACCAGGUAAAACACUAGAAUUAGCAUUAAACAAACAUUUUUUUCAUGAUUUUUUGUAACACUCUCCAUAUUUUCAAACAUCCAAAACUGAGACUUUUAAGUAGUGCAUGUUAAUGUUGGCAUACAGUAUGUUUUCUCAUAUGCUCUCUGAUUAGACAUUGUAAUUAUGAUGGCAGAUUCUUAGUUUAAAACAUAUCGCUCUUACUGAGCUCCAGUAUAGACCAGGACUGCUGCAGUAAACCAGUAUGGAUGAUAAAUGCCUUUUUGAAAAACUAAACAUUAAUUUUGUGCCACUAAUAAGCAAACAGUAACACAGUGAGUAAAUAGAAGUGGUUCUUUCUGCUGCAGCUUAAAAUAAAGAUAAAAAAUAAAAUAGGAAACUGCUAGCUAGUUAGCUUUAGCAACCGUCUGAGAGGAAAUUCAGCACAUUUAAAAACUAACAUUUAAAGAUUUAUUGUAAAUCCAAAAAGCAAUAGAGUUUUGAUUGACUGUAAAAAGCCACCUCAGUGCAAGACAGGAAAGAUGUCAAAAUAAAAGCACAAUAUUUUAUGUGUGUCGAAGAAGUUUAUGAAGGAAUGUGUUGCUACUCCCAUCUUGUCCUGCCUGGCUGAUUAUUCGGGUGGAAGAAAAAAAUUGAUUCACACAAAUAUCGCAAUUUUUUGUUUUUUGUUAAAUCGAUUUUUUAGUUCAAAAAUCCAAAAAAUCAUAGAAAAAUCGCAUCAGGAGAAAAGCAUAUCGUUCCAGCCUUCCUGAUUAUAGUUAAAAUCUGAUAUUGAUACCAAAUCAAAAGCCGUUUCCUCUAUUUAUCAGGUCCUUAAUCUGGCCUUGAAUCGUUUCGCGUUAGAAAAGACUUAAACUCAGCAAAGUCAAGUCAGCUGAUGGCAUACAGCUCAAGUAUGUGUGUCUUUCAGUAUCAGGUUACCUGCCAGUAGGUGGAUCAAAAUGUGAAAAAGCUUCAAAGCAAACAAGAAAAAAUAUUUGACUACUUUUUAAAACAGUAAUUAAAACUGGGAUAUUUGUGGUGUUUUCACUUUGAGGGACUCUAACACUCGAACUGGAGCUGGAACUGUCUGGAUACUAGGAAGCCAGGAGACAGACUUUAUUCAUAAUCUGUUUUCACUGACACACAGACACACUCAGGAAGUUUCAAUCUGUCCGGGAAUGAUUUUUGAAGCACAAAACACACAAGAACAAAACAAGCAAGUCUUUGGACAAAUAAUCACAGUUUCUCAUCCGAAGUUAAACCUUGUGACAGACUGGACAAGAAUAUUGCUGUUCAUUUCACACUCAAAGAAAAACUCCCUUUUUUGUGGCUCCUCGCAGACAUGUCUUACAGCGCACUACGGCCUGUGGAAGGGCUGCACCAAGACCUUGUGGGUGGCUGAUAUCGACCCCGAGAGAGAGAGCUGUGGACCUGCUGAACUACCCGGAGGUGAGUCAUGGAUGUUUUACUGGCUGGUUGGCCGGAUGGCUGUCUAACCUUGAUGCUGCCUGACGGCCCUGUAUGAGGGAGAGAGAAUGAUUGACAAGCCUUUUCGGCUGGCUGGACGUUUGAUAGAGCACUUGAGCUUGUUGGAUGGCUCAGUUUGGAGCAGGGAGUUGGCAUGAAUGAGUGGUCUACCUGAUUUCCUGGCCAGACAAAUGAUGCUUGGCGUGCUGUUUGAUGGCUGGCUGGAUGAAUGCUCUGGCUGACUAACUGCCUGAGUCAUUGUUACAUAGUCUGAGUGAAAAAGCUGCUUUUGGGUCAAGCUGUAUCUUUUGUAUGGUUGAAGUCCUCUGCUUUUGCGAAACAGUGCCUGGUUUCCUGGUUCUAGGUAUUUUUAACUUACAUUCGGCAAAAUUUUUAUUUUUUAUUUUUUCAAUUCAAAAUUUAAGAUUAAAUUAGAGGCGUAAUUUGGUUAGAGGAGGCCAAAAAGUCAGUACACAAAGCAGAUUUUAAACUCUGGUGUUUUCAUAACCAAAAAAACAAAUGCCAUGCCCAGGACAAAAUGUACCGCCUUGAAAAAUUGAGAAUUUAACUUAUUAUGAGGAAAAUAAAGAUGAAUAUGGUGCAGAGGAUUUUAACAUGCAGUGCAAGCAUCACUGUGAUUUUACCAAUUGACACACUCACCACUUCUGUGGCCAGCAACCAUGUUGUGCACAAAGCAAAUGAGCUUGCGCGUUAUCCCGUGGAGGAUGUGUUGGUUUUGAAAUGAGGUGUGGUUGAGUGCCAAUGUUGAGGAAGCAGACCUGCAAUGACCUAAAUUUGAAGUCCAUAGGAUAGUGGUUUACUGGUUUUAAGAGUGUGCACUACAAAGACAUCUUAUACUGCGUUCCAGUUACCUCGGAGUUUGAAUGUCGAAGCUGGGAAUGACGUUACACUCGAGUUGACAGCGUUCCAGUAAACAAGUCAGAAAACCAACAUGGACGCCUACUGUUAGCCGUUGGCAGCUGUUGUUAGCCGUUGUUAGCUGUUGUUAACAAUUGUCAACUGUCGUUAGCCGUUGUUAGCUGUUGUAAGCCAUUGUCAGCUGUUGUUAGUUGUUGUUAGCUAUACCAGUUGUAAACAUAACACAGUAUUUCACUCUUACAAAUACCAUAGCACCGUGUUCACAGUUAGACGUUGGGCAGCACAACAUAUACCACUUACUUCAUCUCACAAGCUGCAGUCGCAGGUCGCGGCUGGUCGCAGGUGACGUCAUCCAUGUCACUAGCUCAGUUUUCAGUUCAUCAGUGCUGCCGCAUAUCUGUACAUCCGCAGUAGACGCCGCCGGCGUUUAUGGGUGCAUGAAACCAUCCGGAGGAGGACGGAGCUGGGUGAAUUUCACCGCUUGCUCCAGGAACUCCGCCUGGACGACGGCCGCUUCCAGCGGUACUUCCGUGUGUCGACGGUGCAGUUCGAGGACCUCCUCGCCCGGGUGGGAAGCAGCAUCUCCCGCCUGGACACGAAAUACAGGCGCUCCGAAACUGAGAUGCUUCUUCUUUGGCGUUGCGGUCCCGGUACAGCCCGCAACCCACGUCGUAUAGCACCGGGUGGUAGCUAACGGAUGUGAUUAACUGCUCCUCCAUUGUGAUUCUUCUUCUCCUCUUCCUUGUUUCGCCGGUUUGUUGACGUCAGCAGAGCCCUGAUUGGCUGUCGCGGCACGGAGUCGCUCCCAAAGUUCAAAUAUUUGAACUUUGGGAGCGACGCGACUUGGCGUCCUGCGACCUCGGCGACGCGACCUCGGCGACGCGACCUCGGCGACGCGCCUUGGCGACCCGUCGCGCCCGGUCGCGCAUGGUCGCGUCGCAGGAAGCCGGCGGUCGCCAAGUCGCGUCAGGUCGCGGCUGGCCAUAGACUUUGCAUUGGGAGCCGUCGCCAAGUCGCGUCAGGUCGCGUUUGGUCUGAACGCGGCUUUACAAACACCAAAGCACCGUGUUCACAGUUAGACGUUGGGCAGCACAACAUAUACCACUUACUUCAUCUCACAAGAACAAAACAGAAGUGCUAAUAAAUAAAACAUUAUGAGAGCUUUCUCUGUUACUCUUUACUGUUGAUACACUGCACUGCCAUCUUGGAUUAUGACGUUGUCGUCAAGUCCGGGUUGGUGAGGAUCAUCGGACUGUCCGAGUUGGAAAUCCGACUUUAGGGGGGUGUUCCAGAUGAAUUUCCAACUCGGAGCUGGCAAAUUUCGACUUCUGAGUACAACUGGAACGCAACAUUAGUACACCAGCAGAUGCUUCAUGACCGUCACCAAGCUCUCCAUCAUGCACACCCUCAGAUAUGUGCAGAAACAUACACAAACAAGCUCACACUCAACAAAAGUAAGUCUAACUAUCACUAGUCCAGCCUCUCUAUGCCUUAAGCUUCACUUAGCGUCCAGAUUUUGUGCUGCUUAUCUACCAAAAAGGAGUGGAUGGACCCUGAUCCACUUUGUGCCAGGUGCUAAAGAACAUGCAUUUUAGAUCGGUUAGAUAGAGCCUAAAACUUUUACUUUAGUCCAGUGCUCUGAGUAUCCAGUUGUAGUCUCAACCCUUUUUAUAUGUUUUAGGUUUCUUGUUACGGGCGAAAUGGAAACAGCUAAUGGAUAUAGUGCAGCAGCUGUGGGUUGAAAAUUACAUUUGGCUGUCUAAGUGGACUGCUUUUGAUGGAGUGUGGCAAGAGAUUAUUAAAGCUAUUUGCAGUUUUGCUCCCCUGUUGCAUGACUCACCUGUAUGAAUUCCCUUUUUUUUUGAAGAAUGACUCACAUAGAAAGCAAAACAGAGAGACAGACUGAGAAAAGUCCACCAGGAGCUCUGUGUGUGUUCAUCAUCAGUGCCAGACAGGAUGCUUGUUUGAUUUUCAUCAAAAAAAAAAAAAAAAAGGAAUUAUCUCUGGCUAAGUGCUGGUAGAGAGGUUCAUGGAGCUGGAGUGUUGCAGUGUGGCCUGAGACCUUUUAGGGUCCCACAUGAUGGUAAUUUUAGCUGUUUACAACAUGUCCUGGUUGUCUUUUGUGGAAGGUUUUGAAUUCAGUUGCAAGGCGUAUCACACGCCCAGCCUCUAAGGAGGAUCUGCAGCCCUUCUCUUUCUAAUGUCAUUAUCCAAGCAGUGAUCUAGGUCAUCUGGGAUGCAAUGAUAAUGAGGUGCUGCACUGAUUGGCUGCUUGUCAGGUACAGAUAAGUGCAGAGGCAGAAAAACACCAAGAGGACUCCAGGAGAACUAUAAAUUACAGCUCUAGAGGAAGUAGAAGUGUAGAAUUGUUUGAAGAGCGUGAGUUAAAGUGGAUUUGCAUGCAUGCCUUUGCAAAUCACUCCUGCUCUUAUGUCACCAUUUACAGCGUUGUGUAGUAGUUGUUUUCUCAGUGUGUCUGCUACAGAAAUAAUGCAGAUGUACAUUAUUUUUUUGUUAUCGCAGUCAGUAAACAUGUUUAGUUUAGCUGUGAUGUUGACCAUCUUUAUAAGGGGCUUCAUGGGGAUUGUGUCACUUUUGGAGUCAACCUCGAGUGGAGAUUUAAGGAACUGCAGUUUUCCUGUAAGAGUUUAACUUCAGUGUUUUAAAGCUUACAAAAUGCUGUUUCUGCUGCUUAAAUGUGCAUAAAUAUUUCUUAGUGAUGUUAGGCUGAAAGGGUGUCUAUAGGAAUUAACUCACUAUUGGAGCCAGCCUCAAGUGGCCAUUUGAGGAACUGCAGUUUUUGCAUCAACUUCAAUUGGUUGCUGCUUGAUCAUGAUUGAUUUUCUCAAUUAUCUACAUAAAUAUGCUAAUUGGACAUCUAUUUGUGUUACAGCAUAUAGUUGGGCUGGGCGAUAUGGCCUAAAAUCAAUAUCACAAUAUAUUGAGCAGUUCACUUCGAUAACGACAAAUGGAUGAUAACUGUAGUAAGUAGGAUGCCUGUGAUGCGCUCUCCUUGCUGGGUGUUUUGUAUUCAUGGGAGUUGAAAGUCCAAUUAUUAUCUGACUGACCAGCUACAAAGACCUGUUUCUGUUAAUGGGAUCUGUGUGCAGCUCUUCAGCAGAAUCAGAGAUUUAACCUUGAUAACUGUUGCGGUGGAAAAGCCCGGCUUGAACAGUGUGAGGAUUUGCCUUUGAUCGCUCUAAUUAAGAGUGAUGUGUCUGCCUGUUUGGCUUGCUUGUGUGGGGAAAAGAUAGAGGUGUCACAUUCUGUUUUACGGCCAAACUCUAAUCACUCUAACACAUUAUCAGGACUGCAGAAGACUAAUUGUGGGGGAAGCAUCGGAUUGUCACCUUGAGCUUGUCAUUGACGUUCACGGCUGAUUAUGUCUGAUGGAGAAUUAUCUGAGCUAAAGCGUAAAGGACGGAGAGAGAUGUUGCUCCUUGAAUUUCAAUAAGACGUUCAUUAAGACUGUCCACAGCUGCAGCAGGUUAUUUGUCCGUGUGUAUGUUCCUCCUGUUUACAGUUUCUCUCCCUGCGUGUUUUCCUCCUGCAGAAUCGAACUGCACCUACUUCAAGUUUUUCACCACAGGGGAAAACACAAUGUUGUUCCAGAAGACAACGAAAAAGAGUGAGUCACGCACUUCUCUCUGCUCUCUUGGCCUUUCAGUCUCACCUUAUCCACCCACUCUGCCUUUCCCUUUCUAUCCACUUCUUCCUCUCACCCUCCUCACCCCUUCCUCUGUCUCUCUUCAUCCCUCAGUCCUCUGUCUAUCUUCUGUCCCCUGCUUUAAUUCUCUUCCUCUCCAUCUCCCCUCACCUCCUGGCAGCGCUCUUUCAGGUUGGCCAUUGUCUGCUUUGUGAGUGUUUUGAAAUCUAUUCCUCCCACGCUGCGUUCAAGUGUCUCCAAGCUGCAGCCUAACCUCUCAUUUCCCUGGCAGCUUCAUAAUGUAUUAAGAUCACAGAGAGCGGCACACUGAAUGAGAAGCGACAGAUGUACGUUAAAAUCUCCUUGUUAGCUGGUGUCAAAUCACCGUCACGCCGUUGGCAUCAAUGUAGGGAUUCAACAAAACACAGCCAUGAGUGUGACAAAUACAGCCCAGUGGUGACAAACCCUGCUUCAUUAUUCUGUGAGCAUAAAUUAGAGAGAGCCAUGCAACAAAAACGGAUUCCUGUUUUUUUGUGAAGAAUAAUUUUUAAACAUCCUAAGGAAACCAAAUUUCAUUUUCAUUCAUACAUCUAACAUGUCAUUGUUCAGGACUGUCCUCCUCUUAUUUUGCACAGAGUCCUCUUGUUAUUCUGAUUCUGCUUUUUCAUUUUUAAUAGGAACUUGAAACAACCAAUAAGCCUCUAUUAACAAUUUUGGGUUGACAAUUCGGGCUGAAACACAGGAAAUGAUUUUUUUAAUCUAUAAUGCAACUGUUUCAAUGCGAUCAGGGCAGGGUUAUGCAUACGUUUGCAAAUUUGGGGCACAGAUAAUUUAAUGGACAGAUGUGCGUAUUUUAGCUGUUUUAGCUAGACAACUAAAACCCUGCCUAAGCUUAUGGAUGCACCGAUCCAAUAUUUGGAUCGGAUAUUGGCUCCGAUACUGACAAAAGACCUGGAUCAGAUAUCUGAUGAAUAAUGCCGAUCCAGAGUUUCGAUACGGUCUUUUUUUUCUUUUAAUUAAUAUCAUACACAGCAACACAGUGAUUCUGUUCUCUCUAUAUUCUAUGUCUGUCUAUCAUUCUGCACUAAAUGUUUACAUGGAAGUCUUACUUCUUUUUGCUGUGUGCUUAUAAUGUGCAAUUUGUUAUUUGUUAAUAAAUAAUAUUAAGUAAAUUUAUAUCUGUGUUAAUUUGUCACCUUUUUUUUUUAACAAGGCUAAUGUUAAGCCUCAUGCCUUCACUCACAGGGCAAGGUAUACAGUUCAUCCAUUCAACAGUAGUAUUGGAUCAGUAUUAGAUAUCGAACGAUACAUUUAGCCCAGGUAUCGUAUCGCAUUGGAUCAGAAAAAAUGGAUCGGUGCAUCUCUACCUUAGCUCUACUCUGCGUGUGCUUAUGUUAGUUGAGAGUUUUGAUCUGAAAUCAGCGACUGACAUGACACAGACUCUUCUGAUAUUCAGUCUGAUCGUGCCUUUGCAGGGAUGAUUGUUUUCAGCUGUGGUGGAAAUGCGAUGCAUGGACAGAUGUAAAUUGUGAAAAACUUUGCCGAACAAUGUGCAAAGGUAACAGCUAUGUGUAUACUCAUAUUAAACUAGUUGCAACAGACUUGCUACAGAGAUAAAGGAAAAUUAAACCGUAAUCUUCAUGCUUUUUUAUGUUUCCUACACGUACACAUUUUGGUGUACGUGUAGGAAACUGUUUUGGUGCCCUAAAUAAACCUAACAGACCAUAAAACUGAAUGUCCUCGAUGAUUCUUUUUGGAUUUGAUUGAAACUGAAUGGAGUUGCAUCAAAAAUGAGACAUCUUCUUGAGGUUAAAUGCAACUGUAUGCAAGCAACAUUCCCUUGAUUUUACAAACACUCCUUACUGACAUCAGUUUUGUUUUAUCCAAGCGAAAUGCACCUCUAAUAUUGUCUAACCAGUUUAAAUACCAGCAGGUUUCCCUCCCUUACAUAUUAUUACUCCAACUUUCCUUCUCUCCCGUGCAGAUCUGAAUGUAGCGGCAGCCAUGUUGGCCAUGUUCAGCCUGUUCCUCAUGGUGAUGGGGGCCAUCUGUAUCACCAUGUCCCUCAGUAAAGAGAUCCUGUUCUUCCUCAAGCCGGCAUCUGUCUGCUUUAUCAUGUCAGGUCAGUUGUGGAGAAAUACGAGCCAGCUGAACAAAUCUUUUAAAAAUCUUCUGGAUGUUUUUGUCGAACCGUCCACCAUUUCCUCCUCAGGUGUCAUGGUGCUUCUCUCUCUGAUGGUCUUCCAUCAGUCAGUUCUGGCCUUCCUCGCCAGUGACCACACAGUUCCUCUCCACCACGAGCUCGCCUGGUCGGUGUCGUGUAUUGGCUGUGCAGGGGCCGUCCUCAUCGUGGGCGGGAUCCUCUUCCUGCUGCUCGCUCUGCCCUACAGCCCCUGGCAAAGGUGUCUCCCUCACAAGGACAGCAGCAACAGCUAGUGGCCUGGAGGUGGCGUUGCACUUUUUCUGCCCUUUCUGUUCGG
This is a messenger RNA of Xyrichtys novacula (pearly razorfish), 16354 nucleotides long. The record is from the annotation of a GenBank genome assembly. NCBI's taxonomy places the organism in Eukaryota, Metazoa, Chordata, Actinopteri, Labriformes, Labridae.